AUGAAUGGCCGACUAGAAGGGCCGCCAAACGGCAUUCCGAAGCGGAAACAGAGCGUAAGAUUCACGGGCCCAAAUGCCAAACCUCGGCGGCAACUGGCUGCUCGAGCAAAGCCAGUGGUGCGCUCUCAUGGUUCGAAGGGACCAAUUGAUGCGACGGGAAGGCGAGACAAUGUCCAUGCUUCGCCCACGGCAUCAAAGUACGAGCAAUCCAUCGACAUGGACUACACGCCUAGGACCGGCAACUUUUCUGUCAUCCAUUCCAGUGGAUAUUUGCCCCAGGAUCCUGCUGCUGCUACUCGUAUGCCACCAUUUUUGGGGUCGCUUCGAAAGUCCAAGUCCAUGUAUAGCCAGUCGAUGAUUUCGGAGUUGGGAUACAACCAUGAUCGCAGCCGAGCUGAAAGGUUGAAGCCACCGCCAACAACGCCCUCGACCGUACAGUUUCAAGACGCGCAGAAUCAAACGAAGCGGUACUCCAUCAGGCGAAGUCUGCGCACACCAAAGUCCAUGGGCUAUCUUGAUUUCCAGACCACGAAGCCAAUGACAGAAGAGGCCGAGAAUAAACGUAACGACUGCUCUUCGCCGCAAAGAGUGAUCCGCUCAAAGGGCUCUUUUCGCCAUCUCAAGUCUCAUUCCUCCAUGUUUUUUCGGUCCAAGAUUCGUCCGCAAGAGAGCUCAAUGGGGUUGUCUAGGUCGUUGCGCAACAGCAGUGACAACAGCGCCGCGUUUGCGUCGACCUUUUCGGGAAAUGGAAUUCCCCCUGCGAAGCACGCCGGAAUACGUUUCACGGCCAGACGAGUAUCGAAAAGUGUCCGGAAUAAGCUGAGCAGACUGUUUGGUCGAUCCAAGAGAAACGGACAGCGACAGCUUUCACCACGCUACCGAACCCUACCCAUUGAAGAAGCUUCCAUGUCAAGAGUUACUUCUCAUGUCCCUUCAUUUCAUGCGGUUCCGUCGUACCAACAGAUGCGGUCACGGCAGGGAAGCCUGGAGAGCGUCUCGCCCGAGGAGAACGUGCUCUCUGAUGACAGGUCCCGCGUGACUAGUUGGACGAACUCGACAGCAAAUACUGUGCUCAACUUUGGCGUGACUGAAGAGCACGAGUACCAGCGUUUAUCUGUUAUCAGGGAAAACGGCAUGCAUAUCCCAUCAACUUCUCACGUUCCACUGGCCAAUUCUGCUGUGCCAGGAAUGACAAUCAAUAGCCAGCGAGUGUAUUCAGCACUGAUGAAGAAGCUCACAAACACACCCGCCAACUCGGACGGGAUGCAUCAUCACGAGUCGACACGUCGGUCGUCAGCCGAGUCGGUGCCACUCAGACACAGUUGUGUUGAUCAAGCCAACCCACAACCAAGGUCGCCUCCGAUUGUUCGAUGCGUGGGGACAAGUGAUGACGAUGUGUUCGAGGAUACCAAGGAAGUCAUCUCCUCAAACCAGUCGGAAGAAGAACAGGACAUUGAGACCGGCGAAUCAUUUCGUGCCAUGUCGAAGAAGUCGGCCUGGAAAGCUUACCCGAAUGCAUCCGCGGGUGAUGGAAAGGGGCUUUCACCCGACAAGAUUCCUCUACCAGGGUCGGCAUCGAAACGACCAUCCAUUCGUGCGGACAGACACUCAACCCUUUCGCCAAGUUCAGAUGGUCAUCUCUUCCGCACGACAAGUCCUUACCGUAGAGCGAUUCAGCGAAGCAUGAAAGAGUAUCAAGAGUCGGAUCACACUCACGCAUUGGACACCAGGUAUCUCAGCACCCUGUCCGCAUUGAGUCUACCGACUAGACGCCCAAGCACUGUGGGAUCAGAAAGAGAUAUGCGUUUGACCUAUGCUGAGAGCUUUUAUUCCUUCAUGACCGAGGAACCAACAACCACGCGGCUGGAUGGACCUGCAUCGCCUACUGUUCCUCGCGUUCAUGAAAUUGAGCCAGGCAACGAAGCCGUGACGGAGGAGUCUGGUAAUAAGAUGGAAACUUCGGUACACGGCCGCGACAUUUCAGCAGCAAGUUCGGUGGAGUGGAAGACUUGGCUCAGCGCCAAUAUCUCCAAGCUGGAAAAACCGCAUGCCUUGAUGAGCUCUCAAUAUGAGGGGCAGCCAAGCAAUGCCACGCUACCUGCAGGGCACAUAAGAGAGAGUGCCGAGAUUGAAUCGCCUGGCGAAACUCCAAAGACAGCGCUGACAAGCACAGGAGAGAGGUUAGCCAGCCACGUAGUAAGUCACCGCUGUGCUGGAACUCGCCCAUCGCCGUCGACCCAGAUGGGGAGUCCUCUGAAGUGUCCAGAGGGCGCAGUCGGACCCAACAAGAGGGACAAGUUACAACGUUCUGCGUCGCGAAAGGUUGCGUCCAGCUCACACCGUCACACCCCUUGCUCCACUGUCUCCGUGCCCAAAGCAGACAACGACAAAGGCCCAGGUUCGAACGAGAGCCGGCCGGGCCUGCUGAGAAUGAGGUCUCUCAACACAAUCCCUACCACGGUGCCGCAAUCACAUGAUGGCUUGCUUUGGAAGCACUGCGACCAGGAAAACUCGAGAACCGGACCACUGAUCACGACCAAGACCACCCCAGGGCUUGCAGCUAUAACUCAGCGAACAGUUAGUGGUAAAGCAAGCUCACCAGGGAAGCUGAGCAACGGUGGUUCGACAUCUCCACGAACCCCUGAAGGACCGAUGGCUGUAUCGAAUGGCCUGUCGGAAACAACCAAAUCAGAGUGGGACGCCCAGAUCAGAGGAAGUCGACGAAUGGUUGAUUUGUUUUUGAGCAGUCGCCGAAAGGCAAUUCACGGGACCAUGUCGAGAAAUGGAAGUGAAAACUAUUCGACUGUAUUUCUGUAA
Metarhizium album ARSEF 1941 is the source of this 2817-nucleotide messenger RNA. RefSeq lists its product as uncharacterized. The record is from RefSeq and is a predicted model, not a curated record. NCBI's taxonomy places the organism in Eukaryota, Fungi, Ascomycota, Sordariomycetes, Hypocreales, Clavicipitaceae. The transcript has 2 exons. Bases 1 to 2817 code for a protein of 938 amino acids.